Molecule: messenger RNA, 1544 nt
Organism: Talaromyces stipitatus ATCC 10500
Lineage: Eukaryota; Fungi; Ascomycota; Eurotiomycetes; Eurotiales; Trichocomaceae
Product: caffeine resistance protein, putative
Exons: 2
Coding region: 1-1527 (508 amino acids)
Biological process (GO): xenobiotic detoxification by transmembrane export across the plasma membrane
Molecular function (GO): fluconazole transmembrane transporter activity
Source: RefSeq, a predicted model, not a curated record
AUGAGUGACCACUUGUGCGAUACAGUAUUUGGACAGAUAGUUCGUUUACUUUCAGGAAGGAAGUUCCUGAAGUUUCCUGAUGAACAGGAUCUGAAUCUGUGGGAUACGUUUGUUCGAAAACCGAAUCCGCCAGCUACCCGCGAUGAAGAAAAGGAUAGUGACAACAGCGGUACGCCGACAGGAGAUGGUAUAAGGAUCUGUCAGGAAGAAGAGUAUGCAGUAAAUACUCUAGAUUCUGCUCAAGUAUUAUAUUCCGAAGGACCGCACUCUUGGCGUCAAGACAUCCUGAAUCGCCAUGAAAGGAACGCAGAGGUCAUACUGGUGGAUUGGUAUGAUGCAAAAGACCAGGAGCGAGGUCGUAGCUACCCUUGGGUUGUCUCUCUUCGUACUGUAUGUAUUUACCAAAGUGAAGUCAAAGGAGCGCAUGUACUCAUCGUUCCAAUAACUAGUGGCUACGGCCUAGGACCGAUGCUCUUCUCCCCAAUGUCCGAAAUACCAACAAUAGGUCGCAGCAGAAUCUAUUUCUGGACCCUCUUCGCCUUUGUACUUCUUCAACUACCAACUGGGUACGCAAUCAAUAUGGCAAUGUUACUGGUCUUCCGCUUCCUUACCGGAUUCUUCGGCGGUCCCGUCCUUGCCAUCGGCGGUGCAACUAUCAUAGACAUGUAUCCGCCAAUCGAAGUUCCGUAUUGGAUCGGCAUAUACGGUGCUUCAGGGGUGCUGGGUCCAGUCCUGGGACCGCUUGUAGGGGGAUUCGCGGCACAAGCGAAGGGAUGGCGUUGGCCGAUUUGGGAGCUCACUUGGCUGUGUGCGGUCGUGUUGGUCGUACUCUUCUUCUUCAUGCCUGAGACAAGUGCCGCCAAUAUUCUAUACCGCAGAGCGAAGAGAUUGAGAAAACAGACGGGCAAAGCAACACUCAAAAGUCAAUCCGAAAUUGAUGCCGCAGAAGUAACAUUGAAGGAUCAUUUGGUCGUACUCGGUAGAGCUUUCACGUUGACCUUUUCUGAGCCCGUGGUUUUCUUCGUCGAUUUGUAUUGCGCCCUUUUAUACGGCGUGCUGUACAUCUGGUUCGAGUCCUUUCCCCUAGUCUUUGGGGAGAUAUACGGAUUCAAUAUAGGAGAGCAAGGGUUGACAUUUUUGGGCAUAUUCGUCGGCGGGGUGGUCACAGUACCCUGCUAUCUAUACUGGGUUCGUAACCAUCUGAUGGUCCGAUUGGCACAUGGUCAUUUCCAGCCAGAAGUAAUCCUUCCACCAACUUUCUUCGGAGCAUUUGCUCUACCCGUCUGCCUAUUCUGGUAUGGAUGGACCUCCCGCGAGAGUACUCAUUGGAUGGUACCACUUGUGGGAUCUGGCUGCUUUACCAUCAGCAUUAUCACGUUGUUUAUGCCGGUGCUGAGUUAUCUCGGUAUGGCUUAUCCUCAGUAUGCGGCGUCGGUACUCGCGGGAAAUACACUUUUCAGGGCUUCAUGCGGCGUGGUAUUCCCACUUUUUGUAAGACGCCUCUAUCAUAUAGACUUCCUCAAGUAAAAUGCUUCAAUUUGGCU